Molecule: messenger RNA, 1041 nt
Organism: Closterium sp. Naga37s-1
Lineage: Eukaryota; Viridiplantae; Streptophyta; Zygnematophyceae; Desmidiales; Closteriaceae
Source: the annotation of a GenBank genome assembly
AUGGCGGAGGAGAAGGAGUUGAAGACGUGGGUGUCGGAUCAGCUGUAUCAAAUCCUCGGCUACUCCGAGUCCAGCCUCGUUACCUUCGUUAUCGCGUUAGCUAAGAGAUCGUCCAGCGUGAGCGCUCUCACAUCCAGCCUCUCGUCCAAUGGCCUUCCGGCGUCGCCUGCCACGUCAGCCUUCGCCAGCCAGCUGGCCUCGAGAAUACCGAGCGCCAAGAAAGGCCCUUCAGCAUACAAGACGGAAGAGAAAGCAGCCAUAGAGUUUGCUCGCCGGCAGCAGCAGUACGCUCUGCUAGACGCGGAUGAUGACGAGGAGGAGGAGGAGCGGGAGAGGGAGAGGCAGAGGGGGAGGGAACGGGAGGAGAGGGAGAGGAAGGAGGAAGAGAGGGAGAGGGAUGGGCGAGGGGGGCCGGGGGUGGGGGAGGGAGGGAAGGAGGGGAAGAAGAGGAGGCAGUUGAGGAGGAGGAGAGAUGAGAUGGACGGCGGGGAUGAUGCGGAUGAUGAUGCCACUGCUCAGGUGGCAUUGGAGAGGCAGAGGGAGGCGGAGAGGGAGCGGGAUCAGCUGGAGAGGGAGGAGUUUGAGGAGCGCCUCAAGCAGCGAGAUGAGGAGCGCACCAAGUUGCGAGGUGACUCAAAGCUGGAGAGGGAGGAGUUUGAGGAGCGCCUCAAGCAGCGAGAUGAGGAGCGCACCAAGUUGCGAGGUGACUCAAAGCUGGAGAGGGAGGAGUUUGAGGAGCGCCUCAAGCAGCGCGAUGAGGAGCGCACCAAGAUCCACCCUCCCUUUCUCCUUCGCCCCCGCUUCCCGAAUCUCCCCUGCCUGUUCUUCCAUCUCCUUCGCUUCCUCUGCCUGCUCUUCCCCUCCCUUCUCUCCCCUUGCCUGCCAUACUGUAUAAUGUCGUGCGUGCACAACCCAUCAGAGGCGCUAAGGAGGAGGGAGGAGGCGGAGCAGCAGCGGGAGCUGAUGCCGAGCCUGAGGGAGAUCUCACGGCAGGAGUAUCUGUCCAAGCGAGAAGCCAAGAAGCUGCAGGAGCUCGAGUAA